AUGCGUGUGUUUUGUGUAUUUCUGAUUGUGGCUGUGGUGGCCUGCAGUGCCGCCCCAGGAGCUGGGAGUGAAGAAGAUGGGAGAAUUGAGCUGUUCUCUGGAGUCGCUAUUGAGAAAGAUGCGACGGGAGAGGAAAAACUGAAUGUUAAGUUUGAGCCUGGAGAACUGAGGGAAGCGGCUAGGACGUUUGAAGAAGCACGAGGCAAGAUCAAGAAGUACUCCCCACUCCUGGCCGGCAUUGGAGUGAAAGUCCUGGCAGUGGCUGGUCUUCUGUUCGGCGGCCUCACACUCCUGGUCACCAAGGCUCUGGUGGUAGCCAAGCUGGCGUUUGUGGUGGCUGCAGCUUUGGGCAUACAGAAGUUGCUGAGUGGCGGCGGAUUGAACAACAUUAGUGGGAAGCUCGCCGGCUUCCAAUCCUCUCAGCAGUGGACUUCCCCCACAGCAUCAGCGGCCACCUACCCUUACGCCAGGUCUUCAAACAUUGGAGGUGAUGCCAAUGACUUGGCCUACAAAGCUCAGAUCAGCUCAUAA
Helicoverpa zea (corn earworm) is the source of this 531-nucleotide messenger RNA. RefSeq lists its product as uncharacterized. The record is from RefSeq and is a predicted model, not a curated record. The transcript is spliced from 4 exons. Lineage: Eukaryota; Metazoa; Arthropoda; Insecta; Lepidoptera; Noctuidae. Bases 1 to 531 code for a protein of 176 amino acids.